UCCACUUUAAUUUUUAAUUUUUAUUAUUUACCUUUUUAAUUAUCAAACCAUACAACAAAAAACCAACAACAAUAAUGUACUCUGCACCGAGCGAAUUUGCUGACGAGUCCUACCUCAAAGAAAAAUACAUUUUGCUUCAGCUCAUCGGCGAAGGACAAUACGGCAAAGUCCACAAAGCAGUGCGCCGCAGCAACGGAAUAGUAGUAGCGAUGAAAAUAAUCAGCAAACUCGGGCGUCAACGUGUCGAAAUUGAAACCUACCGAGAAGAAAUGCGGCUCCUCACACAGCUCUCUCACGUAAACAUUAUCCAACUAAUCGAGUAUUUCGAAACCACCACGGAUAUCUACAUAGUCCUGGAGCACUGCAAAUGCGAUCUCUCCGUGCACCUUAAGCGGCGCGGCGGCUACUUGCCGAUGGAGGAGGUCCGGGUGAUUGGACUGCAGCUAGUGACGGCGCUGUUUUACUUGCAUAAACUCGGGGUUGUUCACCAUGACGUUAAGCUGCCGAAUGCGCUGAUUGGGUUUGAUGGGAGGAUAAAGUUGUGCGAUAUGGGGUUGGCUACGCAGCUGACGAGGGACGGGAAGCCCCUGUAUAUACAGACGCUGAAGGGCACACCAUUGUAUAUGGCGCCGGAGAUGCUGCGGAGAGCCCGGUACACUUAUAAGGCGGACUUGUGGUCCCUCGGCGUGGUUCUGUAUGAGCUGUAUGUCGGGAGGACGCCGUUCCGCACAACGAGCUUGGCUGACCUCAAGCAUAAUAUUAUGGAGGAGGAUAUUGUUUGGCCCAAGCAUAUCCCUGUGCAGCUCAAGAUGUUCUUGAAUGAGUUGCUGCAGCGUGAUCCAGCUGACCGCCCCAGGUGGCGGAAGUUGAAAAGACACCCGUUUCUUCUUUCUACCGAGACCGAGGCCGAGGCUUUUGCCGGAGAGACGCUUUGAAUAUUUAUUUAUUUACUUAAAAAUGAUUAUCACGUGCUUAUAGAUAAUUUAGCGGUAGCACAGCACCCCAUAAGUCUGAUUGUUUUGUGGUGUUUGCGUGUCCGCGUAUAAAUAAAAUGGCUUUGCCG
Kickxella alabastrina is the source of this 1063-nucleotide messenger RNA. RefSeq names its product fused serine/threonine kinase-like protein. Gene Ontology annotation, cellular component: cytoplasm. Bases 75 to 935 code for a protein of 286 amino acids. NCBI's taxonomy places the organism in Eukaryota, Fungi, Kickxellomycota, Kickxellomycetes, Kickxellales, Kickxellaceae. The transcript has a single exon. Gene Ontology annotation, biological process: protein phosphorylation. The record is from RefSeq and is a predicted model, not a curated record. Gene Ontology annotation, molecular function: ATP binding; protein kinase activity.